UGCUCCAUGAUACUUUCCAGUCCAUGCUUUAUUUACUGAAGCAUAAGUGAUUAAAUGGCUUUUUAACUAAGUACCUAUAGAGAAUUAUUGAAUAUAAACGUUAAUCACGUGGAGUUAUAGAUUAAUUAGGAUGAAAUUUGCAUACAAGUUUAGUAAUCUACUGGGUACUGUGUAUCGGAAAGGAGAUAUAAUAUUUUCUUCCGAUGGAACAUCUGUUAUUAGUCCUGUUGGAAAUAGAAUAACAAUAUUCGAUUUGAAGAAUAAUAAAUCAACAACACUCCCAGUAGAAUCCAGAUUCAACUUUAAUGCCAUUGACUUAUCCCCUAAUGGCACUGUACUCAUUGCAAUUAAUGAAGAGGGUGAGGCGCAUAUCAUCAGCCUAAUCAGCAAAAUGAGCAUUUACAAGCACAGAUUUAAAAGGCCCAUAAAGUGUAUUAAAUUUUCAAAUGAUGGAAAAUAUUUUGCAGUGUGCAAAGAAAAUAGAGUUUUUAUUUUCAAGGCCCCUUGCCUUGAGACCGGUGACUUCAGCCCCUUUGUAAUGGAGCGAAUUUUUUCGGGGCCAAUGGACGAUACCACCAUUCUUUGCUGGUCAUUUGAUUCUAAGUUUAUCGCUGUAGGCUCCAAGGACACAACCACCAAACUUUACAGUCUGGCUAAAUUAAAAAAUUUCAAGCAAUGCUCCCUGGGUGGUCACUCCGAGGAAAUAGUCGCCUGUUUCUUCGAAAAGUCCUCGUACGAUCUCACAACAGUCAGUAGAAAUGGUCACCUCUGUAUUUGGGAGUGCUCAUUGGAGCCACAAGAUCUCACUCUAUAUGAGCCUCCUCCCCUAAAAAGAGAGAAACAAAAACUAGACAGUGGCAGUGAGAGUGAAGACGAUGUUGAUUUGGAGAAAGCCAUUGAAAAGAUUGAUAAACAACGAAAGCAAUGGGAAUGCAGGGUCAAUUCAAGUUCAUUUUCAAAAAGUAUGAGGGACCAAGACAAUGAGAAUAAACUAGCUUACAAGCGACUAGCCAGACAUUAUCUAGCAGAUGAGCCUAGAAAAUGUGAUAAAUCAGCAAUUUUAACAGCAGCAGCGUAUCACGCAAAGACGCGAAUUCUUGUCUCGGGAUUUAGUAAUGGCUCCUUCUUUCUCCACGAAAUGCCCGAGGUCAAUUUAAUUCACUCGCUCAGUAUUUCCAACCAGUGCAUCUCGACGAUAGCUCUGAACGUGACUGGCGACUUGAUUGCUCUGGGCUGUGCCAAGUUGGGCCAACUUCUUGUUUGGGAGUGGCAGAGCGAAACAUAUGCUAUGAAACAACAGGGUCAUAGCACUUGCAUGAACUCUUUAGCCUAUAGUCCUGAUGGUCAGUACAUAAUUACAGGUGGAGAUGAUGGAAAAGUUAAACUUUGGAAUACUCUUAGUGGAUUUUGCACAGUGACUUUCUCAGAGCACACUAGUUCCAUCUCCCAUGUAUUAUUCAGCCACAACAGGAAGUUUAUUGUGUCAGCCUCAUUGGAUGGAACUGCUCGAGCUUAUGAUUUAGCUCGCUAUAGAAAUUUCAAAACAUUCACAUCGCCAAGACCUGUCCAAUUCUCAUGUCUAGCUCUGGAUUCGAGCGAUGAGUUCCUGGCGGCUGGGGGUCAGGAUGUCUUUGACAUUUACCUAUGGAGUGUAAAACUUGGAACAUUACUUGAGAUUCUCACUGGCCACGAGGGCCCCGUCUCCAGCCUAUCCUUCAAUCCAAGUCCAGCUAGCACAGCUCUGGCCUCAGUCUCGUGGGGUGAUAAGACCCUUAAAUUAUGGAAUGCAAUUGAGAGUGGAUCAACUCAUGAAACUAUUCAAUUAACUGCUGACGGACUGUGUGUAGUUUAUAAACCCAGUGGGGAUGAGGUUGCAGUUGCAACUUUAGAUGGACAAAUAUCUUUCUUUGAUUGCAAAACAUCGAACCAAACUGGAAGCAUCGAGGGGAGAAAAGACCUAACAAGUGGCCGAGCCGAAACCGAUCUCAUCACUGCUAAGAAGAGCCUCAAGGGAAAGGCAUUCACCUCUCUUUGUUAUACUGCUGAUGGCUCCUGUAUUCUCGCUGGUGGACACUCUAAAAAUAUCUGCAUUUACAACAUCAAGGAGUCUGUUCUUAUUAAGAAGUUUGAAAUAACACAGAAUCACUCGUUUGAUGCUGUCGAUGAUUUUAUCAACAGAAGAAAGAUUACCGAUUUUGGUAAUUUAGCGCUGGUAGAGGAGCGUGAGGAGAGGGAGGGUGGACAUGUAGCUUUGAGGCUGCCUGGAGUGAAAAGUGGCGAUAUGACCAGUAGAAACAUAAAACCAGAGAUCAGGGUUUACAGCUUGCAAUUUUCACCAACUGGCCAGGCCUGGGCUGCUGCCACCACCGAGGGUCUCUUGAUUUAUUCUCUAGAUGUAGCACUGGUAUUUGAUCCGUUUCAACUUGAGUUGGGGAUCACCAUAAGCAGUGUUGUAGAAGUUCUCGAGACUGGAGAAUAUGCCAAGGCCCUUAUGAUGGCAUUAAGACUCAAUGAAAAGGAUCUCAUCAGAAAUGUCAUUGAGAGAAUUCCUUGUGAAGAUGUUGAGCUCACUGUUGCCACUCUCUCGCACCUUUAUAUUGACAAGUUACUAAUGUUUACGGCCGUAGAAUUUGAGAGGAGCCGACACAUUCAUUUUUAUCUCAUCUGGAUUGAAAUCAUUCUUACGAAAUCGGGGCACUUCAUUAAUUCACCUUUUCAACUACCCAUUUUGCUCACUCUGAAAAAAAAUAUGCAGCAGAAGUACGAUGAUCUUGGUAGAAUUUGUGACUUCAAUCAAUAUACAAUGAGUUUCAUCAGAAAUAGGGCUAAAUUGAAAGUGCAGGUUAAAAAGAGUAAUGCAGAAUCCGAUGGAUCCGGAGACGAUAUGAUGGUUGAUUAAUUAUAUACAAAUUUUUUAAAGCAAUUAAACAUUUGUAUUUGACAAUUUAUUAUUAUACAAAUU
This is a messenger RNA of Fopius arisanus, 2962 nucleotides long. RefSeq names its product periodic tryptophan protein 2 homolog. The record is from RefSeq and is a predicted model, not a curated record. The transcript has 2 exons. Gene Ontology annotation, biological process: ribosomal small subunit assembly; maturation of SSU-rRNA from tricistronic rRNA transcript (SSU-rRNA, 5.8S rRNA, LSU-rRNA). Gene Ontology annotation, molecular function: protein binding. Bases 131 to 2899 code for a protein of 922 amino acids. Gene Ontology annotation, cellular component: Pwp2p-containing subcomplex of 90S preribosome; small-subunit processome. Lineage: Eukaryota; Metazoa; Arthropoda; Insecta; Hymenoptera; Braconidae.